AUGGCAAGUUCUCGCCACAAGGGCCGCCGUUGUGUAGUAGCUGGGUGUAGUAACACUGCGGGUGAUGGCGUUUCAGUGCACACAUUCCCAUCUGAUAGUCGAACUAGGAAUGCAUGGAAAAGGUUUGUGAAGCUGACCAGAGCAGACUGGGAAGAGCCUUCGAGGCACAGUGCCAUUUGUAGUGCCCAUUUCACACCUUCAUGUUUCGACGCGCAGUAUGACUUGAAGGCGAGCUUAGGAUUUAGAACAAAGAGACGUCUCAACCCCGGUUCUGUGCCGUCCAUAUAUCCUAAGAGGGAUCAUGAUCACCUAAACGAAGUUUUUUUUUUAUCUUCUCCAGAGAAGAAGCCAAGGGAGGCUUAUGCAAAAAGAGAAAGCUUCAGGGUUUUGUCAGAACUGAUCACAGCUGAAACUGUCCAAAGUGUGACUGCUUCAACAGAUGUUGCUGAGCCAGAUUUCCAUACAUUUUCAUCAGUUGCUGAUAAUGUGGCUCAAACUGAUAAGGCUGAAUGUCUCUUGCCUCAGCAGGACCGGUAG
Ylistrum balloti is the source of this 537-nucleotide messenger RNA. Its product is annotated as THAP domain-containing protein 10-like. The record is from RefSeq and is a predicted model, not a curated record. Gene Ontology annotation, molecular function: sequence-specific DNA binding. Bases 1 to 537 code for a protein of 178 amino acids. NCBI's taxonomy places the organism in Eukaryota, Metazoa, Mollusca, Bivalvia, Pectinida, Pectinidae. The transcript has 2 exons.